AUUUAUCGGUCACUUAAUUAUGUUCACUGCGAUUAUGAGCCAACAAAACCAAUCAGACAAAUAUCUAAACUAUUGGUUUGUAUUAUAUUUGCGAAUCCUAAUGCACUUUUCAUUUAUCAUAAACGGUAUAUCCAAUGGCCGAUGGCUGACCAAACAAGUGUUGGUCACUAAUCAAGUAAAAGGAGGCAACUAUAGCGGUAUAUGGAAACAGUAUGUCGUCACCAGAUUAGCUAACUCACUGCCCUAUCAUUAUUUUGUGCUAUUCCUGUACUAUAUAUUAAUAAAAUAUAUGGCACUCGUCCGAUGGCCGGAUCCCGAUGUCUACGAGGCCUGUAAUGACAAUAUAUGGCUAAAUGUAUUGUUAGUUUCAAAUAUAUUUUCAUCCGACAAAAUGUGUAUACCAUGGAUGUGGAGUAAUAAUACACUAUUUUUGUUUAUUAUAAUUAGUCCAUAUUUUAUUAUACAAUUACACAGGAACAAUAAAUUCGUUUAAAAAUGAAUGGUUUUCUCUAUAAUAUCAAUCCAACUCUAAUUCCUAGUAAUCUUUUAUUUCCAUUAGAUAAUCUAACAAAUCAGUUACAUAUGAAGCCGUGGUAUUACAUUAGCCCGUAUUUUAACGGACUAUUAUUUGGUUAUCUGUGCGAAACCAUUGACAUCAGAAAUACUAUUUAUAAUAAUACCAGUGCUAAACAUAUAAUAAAAACAAUGGCAUUCAUAUUGUCAACAAACAUUAUGAUUGGUUUUAUGGCCGAUUAUCAAAUACUACUAUCACCGGAUACACUAUUGGGUGCCUAUGAAUCAGCUAUGUUUCCCGUAUUAUAUUCAAUAAUUAUAUGCUAUUUAAUGAUUAUUAUAUCACAAAAUAAUGGUUCAAUUAAACAC
Oppia nitens is the source of this 882-nucleotide messenger RNA. RefSeq lists its product as uncharacterized. The record is from RefSeq and is a predicted model, not a curated record. Bases 20 to 493 code for a protein of 157 amino acids. NCBI's taxonomy places the organism in Eukaryota, Metazoa, Arthropoda, Arachnida, Sarcoptiformes, Oppiidae. The transcript has 5 exons.